Molecule: messenger RNA, 2866 nt
Organism: Bursaphelenchus xylophilus (pine wood nematode)
Lineage: Eukaryota; Metazoa; Nematoda; Chromadorea; Rhabditida; Aphelenchoididae
Source: the annotation of a GenBank genome assembly
AUGAGGGUGAACGACUGCUAUGAUCAGUUCGAAAAACCCCCAACCGUUGUGGAUUACGGUAGCAGCAAAGAGCAAACACCAUGGUUCUUUGGGUAGGUUUGGUAAAUAUUGCUUUUUAUAUUUUUUUCAUAACUUUUCUGAUAAAACUCAUAACAGAAGUACCUCAAGCACGAUGCUCAGAUUUACUUCAAAUCUUGCAUACACUUCAGAUAUAGGUUACAUAUUAAUUUCUGAAAAUUUUAGCUUGUGCUUUGCAGCCGCAGCCGAGAUAUGAAUCCAACAAUCAAUAUUUGCUGCCGAGAGAGAACGCAAAACCUGGAAAGCGGUCACAGAAAAAAAUUUCUUUUGGCCAUUGCUGGCUUCGUGCAAAAAAAGAUUUUUUUUUGUGGAAAGAUUACGGUAGAAGUAAGAAUGAAGCCUUUUAUGCCAAAAUUCGCGAAAAAAUGUCACGUUUUUGCCGACUCUUGAUCUAAAAACCCCAGAAAAAAAAUUAAUUUUAUUUGCACCAGAUUUCAUCAAAAUCUGAGCGUCGCGUUUGGAAUAUGUACUUCCUCUCUAAGUUUCAUUCAAAAUUUGCCUUUUUUAACUUUUUCAAAUUCAAUUUUUCAGCAACAAGACCCGAAUCCUGAUCUUUCUUGUGGUCACCGUGACUUUGAUGAUCAUCGUCUCCAAUGCCUUGAUCUUCAAUUUCACCGUGAUUUGUAUGAAACAGCCGUCUUCGCGGAACGCCUCAAUUUCCGAGCCCGUUUUCGACGACGUUGAGAGGAGCUGGCUGAUCUCGGUGGUCGCGAUCGGCACUUUAAUCGGGACUUUGCCAAUUACAGUGCUGACAAAUAAAUUCGGCACUCGGUAGGGAGUUUUUGAGGUCCUGUUAAGCCUUUAUUUCAGGGUUACUUUCUGCUUUUACGGAGUGAUUUCUGCGCUCUCGGUAGCACUCACCCCUCUGGCCGUGUCCUGGGGAUUUUGGCCGACGAUUUUUAUUCGAAUUGUUCAUGUAAGUUGCGGGAGUUUUGAAGAAAAGUUGCCGCAAAUUUGGAGUACUUUUUUAAAGGUAUCGCAUUUUUGACUUCAUAGAGAAAAUCGUUGAAUAUCUCGGGUCUUUUUGCAAAUCGCGGGCUAAGAUUUUCAGGGAUUGAAAUGUGGUCUAGCAAGGAAAUGUGUGGAAAGUUUGAAAAAAAUCCAGAUAAUGAGCUUUGAGAAGUUUGCAUUUUGAUCUGUCUAUAAUAUUAGGCCGUCCAUAAAGUUCUGCCAUUUUUUUCAUUGCUUUUCCUUGUAAAACAAAGCAAUGAAAAAACGAACGAACUUUCUGGACGACCUAAUAAGUCAUCAAAAAAAAUUUUUUUUGGAAUUUUUAAACCUUUACAAAAAUUAUUAACUGAAUUAAAACCCUUUUCAGGGCCUCGGUCUCACCGCCUCAUGGUCAGUUUUCGGCCAAGUCAUCUCAAAUUGGGCUGAAUUUCGACUGACUGGCACGGUCGUCGCCUAUUUAUCAUGUCAUCUUCAGCUGGCUCCAAUGUUUACAAUGCCGGUUUCUGCGUUCCUCUGCGAAUCCGAUCUCACAUGGCGCUCCUCCUAUUAUCUUCAUUCCGUAUUGACUCUAUUGAUUUUCGGAGUUUUCUACUUUUUCUACAGAGAUUCUCCAGCCGAUCAUCCGUAUGUUUUUCAAAACGCUCAAAAAGAGUGUGGGAAAUGGGGAGACUCAGACAGAAAAAAACCUAUUCACCAGAAAACAACGAAAUUUUUAGAAAUGUCUCAUCCGCCGAACUCUCCGCCAUUCGCGCGGAGAAGCCGAGAGCCGACGCCCAGAAACCGCCGAUUCCGUAUAAGGCAAUGUUCACGGACAAGUGCGUCAUUGGAGUCUUGCUCUCCGCCUGGGGCAAUAUUCUGGCGUUCCGGCUGUUUUAUCAAUACGGACCCAUCUAUUUGAAUGAGGUAAGGAAAUUUUUUUUAAUUUGUUUACUGAGAGGGAACAAAAUAGUACAGCUGAUUUAAUUUGAGGAAAAAUAUGUGAAAAAAGCAUUUUAAUAAAAUUUUUUUUUAGUAAAAAAAUAAAAAAAAAUAUUUUUCAAAAAGUAUUUUUCAAAAAAGAUUUUUUUAACCUUAAUAACAAACCAAAAAAUUUACAAUUUUUUUCCCCUUCAGAUUCUGGGCUACGACGUUGAGAACACAGGAUUCUCAGCGGCCCUUCCCUUUUUCCUCUCGAUGAUUGGGAAAUUGGUUGCUGGCCCGUUGAGCGACACUCUCCCCGGACUAACCGACAAACAAAGAGUCAUCAUUUUUGCGACAGUCUCGCAAUUACUACUGGCCGGGUGUUACUUUGGACUAGCGUUUAUCCCGGUUGAACACAAGGUUAUUGCGCAAGUCUGCUAUACCGGAGUGAUCGCGCUGAGUGGGUUGGAAACUGUGGGGGUUUUGAAGAGCAUUCAGAUGGUAAGUUGGCAAAAAAAAUUAAAAUUUUUUUUUUGUUUUUUUUUUUUUUUUUUUUUUUUUUGUGCCUGUAUGUGCUUCCAGAAAUUUAUAUGUGAAAAAAAAAUUUCCCCCAUUUCAGCUAUCCGGCCAAUUCGUCGACGUUCUGAUGUCGAUAAACGCGAUAAACGAGAGCAUUACCAUCUUCUCCUUGGCAUUUCUGGUCUCAUUUCUUGUGCCAAACAAGUCUUCCAGCGAGGUAGACUGACCUAAAAUUACGAAAAAAGGUUUCCCGAAAUUUCAGUGGGCCACCAUCUUCAUUGCCAUGGGAGUUGUGCAGAUCGUUUUUACAGUGGUAUUCGACUUCACGGCCGAGGUCACACCGCGUUAUUGGGCGUUGGGGAAAACGAAGGACGUGAGGGAAAACAAUGAUUCAGAGAGCAGUUCAAAUAGCAGUUAA